UGGUGAUUAAUGAAUGACGUAUAGCGCACUACGCUAAAACAAAAAUCACCGGACAUAACCUUCUGUAUGUUAGUAUUCUGUGAUUAUGUAUUUAUGUUGUUAAAUUUAGGAUUAUAAAGUCUGGAAAAUGAGCUUGCCUUACGUAAGGGUUUUUAAUACAAGCUAGCAGAAGUGUAUUUUUUGCCAUAGUCGGCCGGUUGCAACAAAAGGUUUUUCAAAACACUUACCCUCUUGGAGUUUCUAUUGUACGACUUAACUACAUACAAAGUUUUAAAGUGAACCUUUUCAAUGUGCAUUAAUUCUUUUCAAAGAGGACGUAUGGCUACACACAAAGAACUUUUAUUAAAUGCUAUGUUUACUAUAUUUUUUAGUUAGAUACUUUUGAAAACAAAUUGUUUUAGUUGAGAUCCUCAAAUUCACACCUUCGUAGAGAGAGUUGACGUGUCGAAAUCUUUGAUGUUUUCGAAUGUUUUAGAUCAAUUUGUGUUUCAUCGAUUAAAAAACGAGUUUUGAAAUCAAUACAGAACUCACCUACCGUCCUAAUUUACAUAACAAUAACUUACCACCGUCAUAAUUACGAGUCUCCCUCAAACAGUUAGCUUACUAGAACCGUUCAUUUCCUAUUUAAUGUGAAUCAAUGCAUUUGGUUUAGUCUGCUUUCUGGGUCGUUCUAAAGAUUCAGCACUUGAUAAAUUUUGUUCGUACAGAACAUCAAAAGACUUCGCUGAUAAGUUAAAGAAGUGAAAAACGAAGGCAAAGGAUUUGUGUGUCAUUAUAUUAGAGCGUCAAGAUCAUCGUGUUUUCUAACACUAGUUCAAAGUCCCAUUUGUUUAAAACGUUCUCUUCUCAUUGGAAAGAUUUUCAAGAUCUCUGUGUGAUUGUGUACUGUUUAUUUUGGUGUCAAAAUACGCGACUUGUCGGCGCGUUUCCCAGAGUACACACACACAAGACACAAGAAAGGUGGACGUCACUUGUUCAUCUGUGUUGCUGUGUUUGAGUGAAGCUUUAAAGAAAAACCUUUAUCAAGCUGACCAUGCAAGCCGUUCAUCGACCUGUGAAUAUGAAUAGAGAAUCUCCUCCGCAUAUUCCUGGUCCAAUUGACGGCAAUCUUUACGCCGUAGUCAGCCCUGCCAUGAAGAUGAAAUGUCGCGGAGAAAAGGGAAACGUAAACACGGAUACAGAUUAUCCGGGAGAAAGUAAAGUGGCCAAAUAUAACGGAAGUGAUAACAUCUUUCAAUUUCCCAUCGUAAUUGAUGAACGGCAAUUACGUGAUGAGGAUAGACAAGCUGCUAUGGAUGAGUUACUUGGUAAUCUUGGUGUUAAUAACGUUGCUGUGCAACAAAAUGGUUACACCAGUAAGUCACCUCAUCAGGUUACUUCAACUAAUCCUGCCCCACCUCAACGACAAAGCAGUUUUUACGCAACGGAAAAGAUCAAGGCAAGAAAGGGAAAUCAAACAUCAACAUCAACAUCGUCUCAGGGGCAGGGUUACUCUGUACCACAUGUUAAAACUGCUCCAGAUGAUGAGCAAAAUGUAUAUUAUGCUUCUCAUUACGCAGCUUCGCAGCCUGGCAAAGUAAAGGCGAAGCUCCAUGUUAACUCAAAUUCGAGUGGUCACAUUUCUCCGAGUGCGUCGCCAGAACUUAUUUCAAAUAGAAAAAUGCUGCUGGAUGUUAUUGAUGGAGGCUCAAAUGAGGAACUGGACGACUGUACAUUUGAUGAGGUAAUGACAGAAUCACGUGAUAUUGAAGUGCGGAAUGUGGAGAGCGAUGCAGAAUCUGAGGAGGAGAUAUCAUUCCACGAAAGUCCUACAUUACCGAGAAAGGGAAAUGUGGCAGAGAAAGUGAAAUUUCUGUCUAAAUCUGUUGCAUUCUCACCUCCACCGACGGAUGGCGACUCAGAGAAGCGUAAGAACACAUCCGUUCCGCUUAUUGGUCUGACUCAUCUUCCGGCUACGGACAUUACCGACCGGAUAGCGAAACAUAACGAGAAAUCAUUAGCUCCUGGUCAGGUUAUGUCUACUCCGAAUAUGGUGCUUUAUAGCAGUAAACAACCGCCGAAAAGAGUUGUUGAGUACAAUGCUGAUUCAAAUGAAAACAGGGAAGAAACAGAAGGUGAAGAUUUCCGUUCUACUGUCGUGUUGCGUCAUUAUGAAGAUGCGUGGGACAAUGUGGAAACAAACGAUUCGGACACUGAAGAAGACUUCCCACCGCCACCUCCGCCUAUUUUCUCAACUCCUGUUCUUCACACAGUGAAAAUUGGCAAACAAGCUGAAUUCAAGCUGAAUAUUGAAUUGGGUAAUAUCAAACAGGUUCAUUCGAGCCAAGAUCCAACGGAUUCAGGAUGUGAGGCAUUAACACCACAAUCUCCAACGCCUGCCAUGAAAAUAGAAGAACCUGCUAUUCAAAAAAAACUUGUUAAAGUUGAAGAGUGUGUUGACGAUGUAUUAUGGCAAGAUUUGUUCAGUGACGUGCCAACACCUCGAGAUGAAACUAGAACAACACCUCGAAGAACUCAGGAUUAUUCGAGCAGUGCUGUUACCACGCAGAAUAUUGUGGGCCCUCAGUUUACAACUUCAUUGCGAAAUCACACAUUAGAAAACGGUUCACUUAGUCACGUAACCUCAAAUGAUGAAGAACAGAGGUACAUGGAUGAAGAUGAAGGAUACUCAAGGAUUGAAGACAUCAAACCGGGUGAAGGACAGGAAAAUAUAACGACUUUUGAUAAGAAAGAGAAUGGAUUGACAGACGAGGAGUUCUUCAACAGCUACAAACCUAUUCCAGACAAGCCGACAAGUUUAGAGAUAAGCUCUGUACCAAAUCCUACACCAAGUCCAAACAAGAGUCCCUAUGAGAUAAUGAAGAAGAACAAAUUGUCAGCGACAGAACGGGGACCAGCUGUUCUUAACGAACUUAUUAAUGGUAUUAGAACAAUGAAACAGGAGAUGUCAAGCAAAGCAAGGGAACAACCUGGCAACAAUGACAUAUCUCCGUCUAGUCCAGGAAGUGACCAUUCUUCCACAUCUCGUUCGCCAACGUCCACGAUGUCUCGAGAAAAUAGGAGACAUAGAAAAGCUUCCGAUAAAGGUUAUGGCUCUACCAACUCAAGUCUCUCUGAAACAGAACUGUUCGUUGAAAUUCCUAAAAAUCCUGGUGUAAAGUUUGACAAAGAUACUUCCGCAUUCUGGUAUAAACCUCACAUAACUAGGGAACAAGCAAUUGCAUUGCUGCAAGACAAGUCACCUGGGACAUUUGUGAUACGAGACAGUCAAUCGUAUACUGGAGCAUUUGGUCUUGCCAUUAAAGUUGAAGUUCCUCCUAUGCAUGUAAUUCAAAGCCAGAACAAAGAUUUCAAUGACAUUGAUCCAUCAGAAUUUGUUCGACAUCUUUUAAUUGAAUCAACCCCAAAAGGCGUUCACCUCAAAGAUUGCAAAGAUGAGCCGAUGUUUGGAAGCCUAGCUGCAUUUGUUUAUCAACAUUCAUUGACAGAAAUUUCCCUUCCAUGCAAGCUCAUACUUCCAACUAAAGAUCUUACUGUUGGAACGCUGAAAAUCACAGACAGACAAGAAACAGAGGCUCAGCUUUUAGCACAAGGAGCAGCUUGUAAUGUUGCAUAUCUUGGCUCAUUUAAUGUGGAAUCUCUUACGGGACAUGCUGCCCUUAAGUAUGCAGUGUCAAAGAUUGAACCGGGUGGAAAAAAUAAAGAACAUGAACCAGUGUUGGUGAACUUUAAAGUUAAUAAGCAAGGGAUCACAUUAACAGAUAAUGAAAGAAAAUUGUUCUUCCGUAAACAUUAUCCUUUGAAAUAUAUAUUGUAUUAUGGGACCGAUCCAGAAGACACUAGAUGGGAUCUUACAGAAUAUGGUGGUGGAAAUGUAGCAAGGUCAUUUGUGUUUGUAUCAAGAAAAAUGGACAGUGAUAGUAAUGAAUGCCAUCUUUUUGCGGAAAUGGAUCCAAAACAACCAGCAUCAACUGUUGUGGAUGUUAUUACAAAGAUCAUCUCAAAUGUGAACUUGUGAAUAAAAUAAAAGGACAUUCGUAGUUGGUUGUGGUGAAAGUUUAAAGGUGAAGCUGUUGAUAAUUUUUGUUUAUCAAGAGCCAGUUGUACAAAGUCUGUUUAGCUCAUUAUAAAUUGUUAAAGAUGAUGAUAAAAUACAAUGCUUUGAUUUAUCGAAAUGUAAUUUGUUUUGUAUAUAUUAAUUUUACAUUCAACUAAAUUGUUAUUGAUGUAACAUUUGAUUAGCAUAAAAUUAUGUGGCUAAGGUGUUUAAUAAGUUUGUUUGUUAGUUAAGCAGGCUUUGUAUUAUGGCCAUAUAGUAAUUUAUUGUACAAUAUUUUAUGCCAUGUUACAUGUUAGUAAAGUAAAAAAUAUGGUGUUUUUCAUGUGAUAGUAA
Molecule: messenger RNA, 4393 nt
Organism: Xenia sp. Carnegie-2017
Lineage: Eukaryota; Metazoa; Cnidaria; Anthozoa; Malacalcyonacea; Xeniidae
Exons: 20
Coding region: 1034-4018 (994 amino acids)
Molecular function (GO): protein binding
Source: RefSeq, a predicted model, not a curated record